Molecule: messenger RNA, 1608 nt
Organism: Cyphellophora attinorum
Lineage: Eukaryota; Fungi; Ascomycota; Eurotiomycetes; Chaetothyriales; Cyphellophoraceae
Product: 3-hydroxyphenylacetate 6-hydroxylase
Exons: 4
Coding region: 1-1608 (535 amino acids)
Molecular function (GO): oxidoreductase activity, acting on paired donors, with incorporation or reduction of molecular oxygen; heme binding; monooxygenase activity
Source: RefSeq, a predicted model, not a curated record
AUGAUCGAGCGAACGGUCCAGGCCUUUACCCACCAUGUCAACGCCACCAUACAGACCUCACCACUGCUCUUCGUCUCAUACGUGCUCGCCCUUCUUGUGCUGAUCUACGUCGGCACGACUGAGCUCUACCGCUUCCGCGUCCGCAUCCCGGACUUCCCUGGCCCGACUGGCCUCCCUGUCAUCGGCAACAUCCACCAAAUCCGCGUCAAUGCCGCUGAGCAGUACCGGAUCUGGGCCAAAACGCACGGCCCAGUCUUCCAAAUCUCCCUAGGCACCACCCCAGUCAUCGUCGUCAACACGGCCGCUUCCGCGCGCGAGAUCUUCGGCCACAAUUCCCAAGCACUCGCCUCCCGCCCCGAGUUCUACACCUUCCAUCGCGUCGUCUCUUCCACGGCUGGAACCACCGUUGGCACUUCCCCGUACUCUGACUCCCUCAAACGGCGUCGAAAGGGUGCAGCUGCUGCACUCAACAAGCCCAGUACGCGGGAUUUCGUGCGGGAGUUCCUCGAGGAUGGGCGGGGUGGAAAGGGGAAGGUCGAUCCCUUGCCGAUCGUGCAGAGGUUGAGUUUGAGUCUGGCGCUGACGUUGAAUUGGGGCGUGAGGAUGAAGUCCCGAGAGGAAGGGUUGUUUGGGGAGAUUGUGGAGGUAGAGGAGGAGGUUAGUAAGUUUCGGAGCACGACGGGGAACUUGCAGGAUUACGUGCUGGUGUUGAGGUGGGUGCCGGGAUGGUUGAAAGAGUUGGUGGGUGGUGGGAGUAGUGCGAAGGCGGCGGAUUAUAGGCGGCGGAGGGAUGUGUACCUCAGUAAGCUGAAUGGGGAUCUGGAGAAGAGGUUGGAAGAGGGGUGGGAGGGGAAAUGUAUCCAGGCGAAUGUGAUGCGGGAUCCAGAGGCGAAGUUGAAUGAGGAGGAGUUGAGGAGUAUCAGUUUGACCAUGCUCUCCGGUGGUCUCGACACCCUGACCACCCUCGUGGCCUGGUCUCUCGCCCUGCUUGCUGAGCGCACCGACAUUCAAGAUACCGCCAUUGCCGAGAUCCGCAAAGUCUACGACCUCUCCAAAGACCCGCUCUGCGACGCCUACGACGACCAAAGCAUCCCCUACAUCGUGGCUCUGGUCAAAGAGCUGCUGCGCUACUACACCGUCCUGCGCCUCGCCUUGCCGCGCGCCACUAUCAAGGACAUCCUAUGGGAGGGUAAGAAGAUUCCUGCCGGGUCAGUGGUUUUCUUGAACGCAUGGGCGUGUAACAUGGACGAGGCGGUGUGGAAGGAUCCUGAAGUGUUCAGACCAGAGAGGUGGCUGGCGGAGGAGGCGCAUGAUGCGCCGAUGUUUACGUACGGGUUGGGCUAUCGGAUGUGUGCGGGGAGCUUAUUGGCGAACAGGGAGAUGUACACCAUUUAUCUACGGCUGUUGGCUGCGUUCAGGAUUGAGGACGUCGAGGCAGAGGACGGUGGGGAGAUGAGCACGCAUCCGGUCAGAGGAGUGAUCGAUCCGACGCAAUUGGUCAGUGUGCCGAAAAGGUACAAGGUCAGGGUCGUGCCGAGGGACGCGGAGGCGCUGAGGAGGACAUUGGACGAGGCGGAGGCUGAUGGAGAGAAGGAAGGUCUGAGCUAG